Linum trigynum is the source of this 3095-nucleotide messenger RNA. The record is from the annotation of a GenBank genome assembly. Lineage: Eukaryota; Viridiplantae; Streptophyta; Magnoliopsida; Malpighiales; Linaceae.
CAAAGGGCCCAUCUCAGCAAAGAGCGGAAGCUCGAGCGGCGAGCAGUUUGCUUGCAUUGCUUUGCUGCUUCCGUUGCCGCACAGCGGCACAACCAACGUUUCUGCUGGCAGAAAUCCAAAUAAGAAUGGCGCAGUCAACUCUUUUACUCUUGCACAUCAAUCGCUCUUCUUCCCCAUCCAUUUUCCAUCAUUCCCAAUCUCCUAAACUUUCGCCCCAACCCGCCAAAACCCUCUCAGUCCCUCGCUUGUUAACCGCGCGAAAGCAGCGAUUCAGCUCUAGAAUGGAUCAUCUUCACCCGCCUCAUUCAUUGCAAGGGGUCGUAUCGGAGGCCAUCGGGUUGCUACAGUCGCCUGACCCGACCUGGCAAUCCGCUCUCCUCAACAAUCUGCUGAUCUUCGUGCUCGGGUCGCCGAUUCUGGUUUCGGGGCUUUCCUUUCCGGGAAUUUCCGCCGCUUUCGUGCUCGGAACCCUCACUUGGCGCGCUUUCGGCCCCUCUGGAUUCCUCCUCGUCGCCGCUUACUUCGUCAUAGGGACUGGAGUUACGAAAGUGAAAAUGGCGCAGAAGGAAGCUCAGGGUGUUGCUGAGAAGAGGAAAGGGAGAAGGGGACCUGGCAGUGUGAUUGGUUCAAGCGCUGCUGCUUGUGUCUGUGCCUUCAUGUCCAUAUAUGGAAUUGGGGGAGUGGAAGUUGCUCAACUUUGGCAGCUUGGAUUCGUUGCUAGCUUCUGUACCAAGUUGAAUGACACCGUCUCUAGUGAGAUAGGGAAGGCUUAUGGCAAAACUACGUACCUUGUUACGACAUUCAAGGUUGUUCCUAGGGGAACUGAAGGUGCUGUGAGUAUUGAGGGAACUUUGGCUGGUUUCCUUGCUGCAGUGGUUCUUGCUUCGAUUGGUUGUCUUAUGGGUCAGAUAAAUGGAGCUGAAGCACUCAUAUGUGUGGUAGCCUCCCAAAUCGCAAACUUUGGUGAGAGCAUAAUAGGUGCUGUCUUUCAAGAUAAGGAAGGAUAUCAAUGGCUUAACAAUGAUGUGGUGAAUGUGAUUAACAUAUCGAUUGGGAGCAUACUAGCAGUUUUAAUGCAGCAAGCAUUGCUCCAAAACUGGCAAACAUCGUGAACUUGUUUUCACCACCAAUCGUUCCUCCUAUCUCCUUGGAUGCCUGGAAAGUGCUCCGCUAGUUUGCUUGUGCAGGAAGGUAAUGGAGUAUAGCCCCAUUGAGUGAAUGCGUUGACAAUUUAUUAGCUGGGUUGUUGUUGAUUGGAACUAGACGGCAAGAAUGGCGGACAGGGCCCAGAAGUGACGUUUAUCAAACUAGUGAGUGAUGCGUGAGAGAGAGAGAGAGAGCAUUAGACGUCGCAUGGCAUGCAUGGUUAUUGUCAAUCAUGCUGGCAAUUGGCAAAUGAGAAUCCUUUCACUUGCAGGAUUGUCUUUUUGGGUGGAUGGAGAAUCUAUCAUUUUCUUUCUCGACUAGACUACUAUGAUAUGGCUUUCCAAAAACGAACAGUCAAUUCACUCUCUUUCAAAAGUUGAUGAUUCUGAAUGAAUGGUACUUAGCUUGUAGUUUCAGUAUGAGCAUUGUUGUACCAAUCCUAUCCCUUCACAUCAUUGCUUCAACGAGUUUUGAUUUAUGUUUGGUAAGAGAGAAUUUUAGUCGAACCACAUAUGUAAAAAGUUAGUCUUGCCGCUCAACUCGACUCUUAAAUUUCAUAUUCUCCAUGCCAACUCUCCAAUUUCUUCUUUUACAUUCAUUCCCCGAUAUGAUAUCGGUCCCCUAUCAUAAAGCUAACAAGUUACAGCCAAUCCUCUCACCCAUUCCUCCACAAUGCCAUAAAGAUUCAGUCGUUCCCAACCAAGAAUGUUGUCAGUUGUCACCAUUAUUGAUUGAUUGGUUGAUUGAUUCCCUAUACUAUACAUGUUCCUUUCCCCAUUACAUUCGUACACUCGCCCAAAAGUAAUCAUGAAACCAGAAAAAGGGUCAUUUACAUAAACGCCACUAAAUUUGUCUGGAUAGUUCAGAUCGACAUAAUAACUCAUCGAAAUUAAUAAUAAUAAGAAGUGGUAUAUAAAUCCUGUGACUGUGAGUACAAAUUGUUAAAAUGAAUAGUCUAGGUAAUCUAUAAGUUAGCUAGUUAGAGUUUGUACAACGUUUUAAAAUCGUCAAUGACAAGUUUGUUAGCAAUCCCAAAAUUGGCAUACUAAUAUAGGAAGACUCUACAGCCCGAGGGUUACUUCGUUUGCUACGAGAGGAGGUAAUGAAUGAAAGUGAUCCUCAGCAUAAUAAAUGAUCAAUUAACUACAAUGAGCUAACUACAAUGGUCACCACUUAAAGCAACCAAGGUUAGUUUUGUUACAUGGGAAAACUUAAGUAACUUUUCCCAACUAAAUGACAAGAUUACCGACUUAAUCUUGUUCUAAUUGAAGUAGUUAGCGUCCAAGUUCUUCUAAGUUCUAACCAUUGGUAUGUGGAUUGAUAUCUUGCCUAUAUCACUUCCCCUUUCGUCUUCUUAUGGGUGGUUGGACCCAAACAUCCUGUUGUCGAAUUUGGAAAGAUAGAUGCAAUGCAAGACUAUCUAUGGGUUUGCUUCAUUCCAGCCGCAAGUUUUGUGCAGGUAAUCGACAUCUCACAAGGACGGAUGGCGAAAUAGUCGAACAAAUCACUUUGUUUCAAUAACUUGAGUUGUUGGGAAAGGGUUGUUAAGUUUUUGUAUUUGGUCGGGGCGCGCAAUCAAUCCCAUCCUCCAUCUUCUUUGCUUGCACACAUUGGUCUAUAUAUGUUGGUUAUGGAGCAGAAGGAAGUUUGAAGUUCAUAACAGAGAAAAGAUCGAUCAAGGUGCGUUAUCAACGGGACAAAGCACUUACCUUCGAACUAAUUUGUUUGACUCUUUACAUCAGAUUGUGUUGGAACGUGGACUUUCACAGUUUCACAUGGGCAUGGCUAACCCCUAGAUGAGUCAUAAAUUAAGUUCAUAAUAAUAUAUUUAUGGUUUGAGAUGUGUGAAAUUUAGUAAUAAAUUGUUGUUAGAAUCAUACCUAGACUUUUGUCUCUUGCACAAAAGUCUUCUGUGUCAAGCCAACUUAGAAUUAAUCGAAUUUUGAUCA